AUGAGGUUUCUGUUUUGUUUUUGUCUAUUUUUCGCCCUGGGUUUGGUUUCAACCGAUGAUGAAGUCUUUGAAGCAAAAAGAGAGAAAGAUCGUGCUGAAAAUAACAACGUGAACGAUUUAUGGCUGCUUGUUGCCAAAGAGGAGGAGGAAGAAGGAGGGGACGAGUCAGGCCACAGCAUUAAACCUACCUUACAUCCAUUCCAGCAAUGCCUCCAAAAAUACCAUGUAUGUGUCCAAAACAGCUGCAAAAUAUGGGAGAGACAGAAAGAAUGUUUACUCCAGUUUUAUCGAUGUCAGAAUCAAUACACGAGAAAAUGCCGGGAGCUUUAUAAAACGUCAUCUUGCUAUAAACGUUUAGGACGUAAUAUGUGUCGUAAGAAGCUCAUUCAAUGCUAUGGCUCCGACAGUGGAAAAGCUGAUUGACUACAACAGGGCGAUGUAUGCAGGAAUUAUUGGGAGCAAGCUUACUGAAAUGCUCUAAAGUUCAC
This is a messenger RNA of Pocillopora damicornis (cauliflower coral), 488 nucleotides long. RefSeq lists its product as uncharacterized. The record is from RefSeq and is a predicted model, not a curated record. Lineage: Eukaryota; Metazoa; Cnidaria; Anthozoa; Scleractinia; Pocilloporidae.